Molecule: messenger RNA, 441 nt
Organism: Spirometra erinaceieuropaei
Lineage: Eukaryota; Metazoa; Platyhelminthes; Cestoda; Diphyllobothriidea; Diphyllobothriidae
Source: the annotation of a GenBank genome assembly
AUGCCAAUGGACGCCCGCCAUGACGAACGCCCCGUGAUCCACAUCGCCGACAACUGCGCACUUAACGAUUUGGCCGAAGAAGAGAUGCAAUGCAGCAUGGAUCUUUUCACCUCCGGCUGCGCCCAUUUUGAACUGGCCAUCAACACGGCUUAUACGGUAGUCAAGCAUCAACGGUCACCAAACGCUGAAUACAGUGUUCCUCGCAUCCACGUCAACGGCAUCAAACUGAAGAUGAUGGACAACUUCAACUACUUAUGCAGCACAAUAUCACGCUGCAUCAGAAUCGACGAGGAAGUGGCCCACCGGGUCUUCAAAGCCAGCCAAGCCUUCGGUCGAAUGCAGAACUCAGCGCGGGAUUUACACAGCCUUCACCUGAACACCAAACGGAAGAUGUAUAAGUUCGUCUUCCUGACAACGCUUCUCUAUGGAGCGGAGAUUUGA